Messenger RNA from Sapajus apella (tufted capuchin), 1604 nucleotides. RefSeq names its product carcinoembryonic antigen-related cell adhesion molecule 8-like. Gene Ontology annotation, cellular component: plasma membrane; cell surface. The coding region runs from base 208 to 1257 and encodes 349 amino acids. Gene Ontology annotation, biological process: signal transduction; regulation of immune system process. Gene Ontology annotation, molecular function: protein tyrosine kinase binding. The transcript has 6 exons. The record is from RefSeq and is a predicted model, not a curated record. NCBI's taxonomy places the organism in Eukaryota, Metazoa, Chordata, Mammalia, Primates, Cebidae.
AGGGACAAGGAGGCAGGACUGAGAGGGGAGGGGACAGAGAGGUGUGUCCUGAGCACAGACCCCACCCAUGAGCCUGAGAAGUGCUCCUGCCCUGGGAAGAGGCUCAGUGCAGAAGGAGGAAGGACAGCACAGCUGACAGUCGUGAUCUGAAAGUUUCUGGAUCCCAGGCUCAUCUCCACAUAGGAGGACACGCAGGCAGCAGAGACCAUGGUGCUUCCCUCAGCCCCUCCCUGCAGAUGGCACGUCCCCUGGCAGGGCCUCCUGCUCACAGCCUCACUUUUUACCUUCUGGAACCCGCCCACCACUGCCCAGCUCAGUACUGAAGCUGUGCCGCCGAAUGCUGCAGAGGGGAAGGAUGUUCUUCUGCUUGUCCACAAUCUGCCCCAGGACCCUCUUGGCUACAACUGGUACAAAGGGGAAAUGGUGGAUGCCAAACAGCGAAUUAUAGGAUAUGUAGUGAGAUCUCAAAUAACUACCACAGGGCCCGCAUACAGCGGUCGAGAGACAGUGUACCCCAAUGCAUCCCUACUGAUGCAGAAUGUCACCAGAAAUGACACAGGAUUCUACACUCUACAAGUCAUAAAGCUAGAUCUUGUGAAUGAAGAAGUAACGGGCCAGUUCAGCGUACACCUGGAGCUGUCCAAGCCCUACAUCACCAGCAACAACUCCAGCCCUGUGGAGAACAAGGAUGCUGUGGCCUUAACCUGUGAACCUGAGACUCAGGACACAACCUACCUGUGGUGGGUAAAUGGUCAGAGCCUCCUGGUCAGUCCCAGGCUGCAGCUGUCCAGUGACAACAGGACCCUCACUCUACUCAGAGUCACAAGGAAUGACACAGGACCCUAUGAGUGUGAAAUACAGAACCCAGUGAGUGCGAACUUCAGUGACCCAGUCACCCUGAAUGUCCUCUAUGGCCCAGAUGCCCCCAUCAUUUCCCCUUCAAACACCUAUUACUACCCAGGAGGAAAUCUCAGCCUCUCCUGCCAUGCAGCCUCUAAUCCAGCCUCACAGUAUUCUUGGUCUGUAAAUGGCACAUUCCAGCAAAACAAACAAAAGCUCUUUAUCCCCAAUAUUACUGUGAAGAACAGUGGAUCCUACACCUGCCACGCCAUGAACCCAGCCACUGGCCGCAACAGGACCACAGUCAAGAUGAUCACAGUGUCUGAGGCUUCAGUACCAGAUAGUUCUCCUGUCCUCUCAGCUGGGGCCACUUUCAGCAUCAUGAUUGGAGUGCUGGCCAGGGUGGCUCUGAUAUAGCAGCCCUGGUGUGGUUUCUGCAUUUCAGAAAGACUGGCAGACAAUUGUUUUUAUUCUUCCUCAAAUUUGCAAAGCAUUUGCAAUCAGCUACUAUCCAAAAUUUCAUCUUCUUCAAGGAGGUUUAUGGAAAAGACUCUGACAAGUACUCUUGAAUACAAGUUUUUGUUAAGAUCAUACCACUGGACUGUCUAAGAAUUUGCAAACGGGCUGAUGCCUUCGUGAAAUUGCCAAUCAAAACAGAAGAAAAAAAAACAAUUUCACUGAACUAAAUAAUAAUGAGGAUGUUUUUAAAAUUUUGUAUUUGAAAAUUUGCUAAUUCUUUAAGUGUUUUCUUUUUCAGAUUUAUU